Molecule: messenger RNA, 3606 nt
Organism: Lates calcarifer (barramundi perch)
Lineage: Eukaryota; Metazoa; Chordata; Actinopteri; Centropomidae
Gene: msi1b
Product: musashi RNA binding protein 1b
Exons: 17
Coding region: 558-1802 (414 amino acids)
Cellular component (GO): cytoplasm
Molecular function (GO): RNA binding
Source: RefSeq, a predicted model, not a curated record
AUGCAGAAAUUUAACACACCCCUUAAUUCCUGUCCAAAUAGCCCCUGUCCCACUUCCAGAGCCUCAUCUGCUCGUCUGCAGAGGAUAGACUAGGCCUGUGUGCGGGCAGGACACUGGCUGCAGCACUCAAUGAGAAUAAACUGUGUUAGAGAGGACAAUCACAAAUCCAAAUCUGUGCCCAAACAUCCUGUGUUACACACUCUCAGCUUGUAGUGUUGCUCUGAAGUAUAGAAGUGUCACAGGGACAUAACCACCACUAUUCACUUUUUUCCUUGUUCUCAUGUGUUUCAGUGUCGGCAUGCACAAAAGAGACACCUAAACUUCAGACUUCACCUUCCAAACUUUGCUCCAAACUCUGGAUCUUGGGUAGGGCGGCAUCCAUUUUAUACCCAUCAAAUUAACGGCACAUGAUAUUAAUUUCCUGACAAACAGUUGUAUUAACAUGUGGUGUGUCAGACUUCCACCGUCAUCACUGAUGUCUCUAAUCAGGCAGCAGCGGAAGUCGUGCCGUCGUCGACACCAGCUUUGACGGUGGAGCCGCGUGCCACGGUGGUGGGAUGAGAGCGAGACAGCAGCGGGGACUGACUGGAGGAGGAGGUGGAGUCUGUCCCAGCCUGCAUCUGGCCCGCUCCCCUCUCUGUCACCCCGGGCCAAACCCGCCCAGCUCCUCUCACUCACUCUCCGCCUGUUUUCCCGCACGCCUCGGCCCGGACGCACACGGCACUCACUCACACACACAGCGAGGACACGGAAUGGAGACGGAAGGGAGCCAGAGCAGCCUGUCCACCACGGACUCCCCUCACGACCCCUGCAAAAUGUUCAUAGGUGGACUCAGCUGGCAAACAACACAAGAGGGCCUGAAGGAGUACUUCUGCAAGUACGGCGAGGUGAAAGAGUGUAUGGUGAUGCGAGAUCCAGUUACUAAGCGCUCGAGAGGGUUCGGAUUCGUCACCUUUGUUGAUCAGGCCGGCGUGGAUAAAGUUUUGGCCCAAACCAGGCACGAGUUGGACUCCAAAACAAUCGAUCCAAAGGUUGCAUUCCCUCGUAGAGCUCAGCCCAAGUUGGUGACUCGAACCAAGAAGAUCUUUGUGGGAGGCCUGUCAGUGAACACAACUAUCGAGGAUGUCAAGCAGUACUUUGACCAGUUUGGGAAGGUCGACGACGCCAUGCUCAUGUUCGACAAGACCACCAACAGGCACAGAGGGUUUGGCUUUGUGACAUUUGAGAACGAGGAUGUGGUGGAGAAAGUCUGCGAGAUCCACUUCCAUGAGAUCAACAACAAAAUGGUGGAGUGCAAGAAAGCUCAGCCCAAGGAGGUGAUGUCCCCCACGGGCUCGGCCAGGGGGCGCUCUCGGGUGAUGCCCUAUGGGAUGGACGCCUUCAUGCUGGGCAUUGGUAUGCUGGGUUACCCAGGCUUCCAGACCGCCACCUACACCAGCCGGAGCUACGCUGGCAUCACUCCUGGAUACACCUACCAGUUCCCUGAGUUCCACUUAGAGAGGACUCCCCUUCUGACUUCACCCCACCCCCCUGAGCUCACAGCCAUUCCUCUCACUGCAUAUGGACCAAUGGCAGCAGCAGCGGCAGCAGCGGCAGUGGUCAGAGGCUCUACCCCGUCUCGCUCAGCUGGAUUUUUAGGUACGAGCAGCCCGGGGCCGAUGGCAGAUCUGUAUGGAACGGCCAGUCAGGAGUCAGCUGUCAGCAGUUACCUCAGCGCUGCGAGCCCCGCCCCAAGCACUGGAUUCAGCCAUAGUUUGGGGGGCCCUUUGAUCGCCACGGCCUUCACUAACGGAUAUCACUGAGAGUUGCAGAGCUGUAGACUGAGAGCUGGGAGGAGUUGAAGCUGCUUUGGAGCUGAUCUGGCCUGUCUCUGUCCAGUCCAUCUCUUCUGCUGGAGGCGGCUGGACCUUCAAACCUACCCCCCACCCCACAACCUGGUGUCAGCCUGAACCCAGCCAACCCUAUUGACGCCUCACUAAACUCCACCUACUGAGAAAAAAAAGAAGAAGAAAAAUGAGUGAAAUGUUUAUCACUACAUGUAAUAGCAACACACGCAGAUGCUGAGUUUUUAGUGUAUUUUUUUUUCUUUUUCCUCUGUUGUUAUGUUUCACCUUGCUGUUUUUUGUGAUGGCUGCGUUGUUUCUUUAUCUGUUAUGGAUGUGUUUUAUUGGGUUACUUGAACUUUGACCCUGAUCUCUCUGAGAUAAGAGGAGUUAAAUCUCCGGGUGAAGCCUGUUUGAAGGUCAAGAGCUGUUAUUUGUACUGGAAAACUGUAUAUUUGUCUAGUUGUCUAUACUAGUUCAUACUGAAUUUUAACGAAACAUUUGUGAUUAAUACUAUUUCUUGAGAAUGUGUCACAAAGUGUAUAUCUUGGUAGGUUUUUAACAAAGACUUGUUAUACUAAUAAUGGUCAGACGACAAAGGUCAUUAGUCACAGUUACAUAAUAUGCCUACAUGAGCUGUACAAUUUUGUAAUAUAUUGUAAAUAUGACUGUGGUUUCUGGGGGGCUUGGACGGGGGAUCAGCUAAUUUUGUGUGUGGGAGGUGGGAGGCUUUGGAGAAAUGUGUUGGAAAGCUUGACUGUUACGUAUCAUAGUCUCACAUGGAAGUCAAGAACAUCUCAGUUUGUCUGUCAAUAUAAGACCAGCCAUAUGCUGUAUUUCUCUCCAGGCAUUUAUGAAUGAUGCAUCAUUUGAGUCUGUUACUGCGUUCAGAGGCUGACUCAGCUCUGAGUCCAGCAGGAGAGAGGCUGAGUCUGGAUACAACACUUUACUUUUGGGGAUAUAUGGGUGUGAAAACGCUCCUCUAUCAGGCGAGGAGAAAAAAAACAUGCUGUUUUCUUACUUUGUCAUAUUGUUGUUUUAACUGUGAUUUUCAAUAUGUGAUGAUUGUUUGUGAAGGAAAAUGAAGGACUAGUAGGCAGGAGCAGUCAUACACAGUUAACAUGUUUAUGACUGAUUCGCUCUGCAGGUUGUGUUGAUGUUUGCGUGAGCAUGUCAUAUGGUUUUAUCCACAUUGGUUUCCAAUGUGCCAUGUGCUGUUUUUUGGGGGUGGGGUGGGGGUGGGGUUGGUACCUCAGUUGCAAAUGUGAAGUUUUAAUCUGACUUUUUUAUUAUUACAUUAACAUCCAUGUCAAAGUGUGGAUGGUUAAACCUUUUAGAAAGGUGGCUUUUCCAACAGGAAAAGGUGGGGUGGGGGGGUCUUAUUAACUCUUGUUUACCUGUAACCCCCCCGCCCCCCAAUCCAUCACUGCAAAUCCACUGGAGGUCACAGACUGUAGCAAUGUGACAACAAUUUUUAGACCAAAACAAUUAUGUUCAGAGCUACUAGAAUGUUGCACUGGCCAAUCACGAUAGAUGUGUUUUCCUUCGAAUGUUAGCGUAAGAACAAAGCACUCUUGAUACCAGGUUUUACAUUUUGAUACACAUGCUCACACUGCUGCGGGCUACCAUGGUAGUUCAUACUUUGAUGCUGUUUUCACUGAAAAAUAACAAUCUUGUCAACACUGUAACAUUUUUCUGAUUUUCUUUUUCCUGUCAUGUUUAUUCCUUUGAAACAAAAAAAAACCUUUUUAAAAUUCCUAAUAAAUUAUUUUAAAACAUUCCA